AUGAUUAUAAACCAACUUUCAAACAAAAUAUUAAAAGAAAAAAGAAUUAUAGGAUUAUAUGAAGCAAUUUACAAUCAUGGUCCAAAUUGUAUGUGCCAUGCAAAGUUAACAAAUAGAACCAACCCAUUUAUAAGUAACAGUAGCAAUAAUAAUAAUAAUAAUAAUAAUAGUAUGGGAGUGUGUCCAUCACAAAAUCAGUCAUAUUCAAGCACAAGAAAACUAUCAAUUUCAGAACAAAUAGAAAAAGAUAGAUCAAGGGUAAUGGAUAGCAACUAUUUUAAUGAAGAUGGUACCUUAAAAACAACAAAUGAUGCAGACUAUGCAUUUGAAAUGGCUAUUUCAAAUAUUAGAUUUGGAAGUGGUUGUACCUAUGAGGUUGGUUAUGAUCUCUAUGACUUGGGUUGCAAAAAUGUAGUUAUUUUUACUGAUGGUAAUUUAGUAAAUUUAAAAGACUCACCAGUGCAAAAAGUAGUAGACUCCAUCAACAAGUGUAGCUUAGGUUCAAUCAAAUAUACAGUCUAUGACAGGGUUUCCAUCGAGCCAACUGGUGAUUCUUUUAAGGAUGCAAUUGCAUUUAUGGAUCAAUUUAAAAAUAAUGGUACUCCAUUUGAUGGCGUUGUUGCUGUUGGUGGAGGUAGUGUUAUUGAUACCGCUAAAGCUGCCAAUCUUUAUUGUACAUAUCCACCUGAAAACUUUUUGGACUAUGUUAACCCACCAAUUGGAAAAGGUAUCCCAGUCCCAGGCCCAUUAAAACCGCUAAUUGCCAUCCCAACAACAUGUGGUACAGGUUCUGAAACAACUGGUGUUGCUGUUUUUGAUUUAAAAAUGGAUGGGGGUGUUUCUUCUAAAACUGGUAUUGCUCACAGACGUUUAAAACCAACAUUAGGUCUUGUAGAUCCCGACAAUUUAAAAACAAUUCCACCAAACGUUGCAAUUUCUAGUGGAUUCGAUCAGUUGUGCCAUGCUUUAGAGUCAUUUACAGCCAUCCCAUUCAAUCAAAGAGUACGUGCAGCCACUCCACUCUUAAGACCAGCAUACCAAGGAAGUAACCCAAUUAGUGAUGUUUUCUCCCUCAACAGUUUAGAAACCUUUAUUAAAAAUCUUCCAAUUUUUAUUAACGAUCCAAACAAUCAACGUGCAAGAAAUAAUGUAAUGUUAGCAGCCUCACUUGCUGGAAUUGGUUUUGGUAAUGGUGGUGUAACCAUACCACAUGCACUUUCAUACUCUAUUAGUUCUAUGGUCAAAAACUACAAACCAGAAGGAUACCACAAUUUAAAAAAGAACCUUAUUCCACAUGGCCAAUCAGUUAUCAUUGGAGCACCAGCAGCAUUCAGAUUUUUGGCACCAUAUAACCCAGAACGUCACUUAAUUCUAGCUAAAAUAAUGGGUGCAAAUAUUAAUGUAGAUAGAGCAGAGGAAAGAGCUGGUGAAUUACUAUCAGCAGAAAUUAUAAAACUAAUGAAGAAAUUCAAUGUUCCAAAUGGUCUACAAGCACUUGGAUACACCGAAGCUGAUAUCCCCAAAUUAGUUGAAGGCACCUUACCACAACAUCGUGUUCUUAAACUAGCCUCUAAGCAACCUUUACGUGAAGAUCUUGAAAAACUAUUUAAAGAAUCUAUGUCAAUAUAUUAAAACCAAUAUAAAACAAAGAAUUUAAAUAC
Dictyostelium purpureum is the source of this 1661-nucleotide messenger RNA. RefSeq lists its product as uncharacterized. The coding region runs from base 1 to 1632 and encodes 543 amino acids. The transcript has a single exon. The record is from RefSeq and is a predicted model, not a curated record. Gene Ontology annotation, cellular component: mitochondrion. Lineage: Eukaryota; Evosea; Eumycetozoa; Dictyosteliales; Dictyosteliaceae. Gene Ontology annotation, molecular function: alcohol dehydrogenase (NAD+) activity; metal ion binding.